Messenger RNA from Centrocercus urophasianus (Greater sage-grouse), 1139 nucleotides. RefSeq names its product hydroxysteroid 11-beta dehydrogenase 1 like (gene HSD11B1L). Gene Ontology annotation, cellular component: intracellular membrane-bounded organelle. The coding region runs from base 15 to 983 and encodes 322 amino acids. Gene Ontology annotation, molecular function: oxidoreductase activity. The transcript has 8 exons. Lineage: Eukaryota; Metazoa; Chordata; Aves; Galliformes; Phasianidae. The record is from RefSeq and is a predicted model, not a curated record.
UCUCGGCCGUCGCCAUGGUGGCGAAGUCACGUGAGCGGGAGGCUGCGCCCGCCGCCAUUUGGGGCCUGAGCAGCUUUUUGUUCCCCUUCUGCACGGCGUGGAGGAAGAUGAAGCCCUUUGGAAAAGUGCUCUGUGCUGCAGGGAGCCUGGCUGUGCUGCUUGCCUUCUUCUGGAGGGACACCUUCCAGCCAGAGCAGCUUUCUGGUGCCCGCGUCCUGCUGACCGGAGCCAGCACAGGGAUUGGGGAGCAGAUGGCCUAUCACUACGCCACGUUUGGGGCUGAAAUUGUUCUGACCGCCAGGAGGGAAGCUGUGCUGCAGGAGGUGGUGGAGAAAUGCCUGAGCCUCGGAGCAAAGAAAGCCUUCUAUAUCCCAGCUGAUAUGUCUUCCCCUUCCGAGCCUGACAGGGUGCUUCGGUUCGCCGUCCAAAAGCUGGGAGGGCUGGAUUACCUGGUGCUGAACCACAUUGGCAUUUCCCCUUUCCAGAUGUGGGGUGGAGAUGUGGAGCACAGCCGCUGGCUCAUGGAGGUGAAUUUCUUUAGUUACGUGGCGCUCGCAACAGCAGCUCUGCCCACCCUGGAGAAGAAUCACGGCUCGGUGGUGGUGGUUUCUUCCCUCACAGGGAAGAUUCCCACUCCUUUCACCACUUCGUACUCAGCCACAAAGUUUGCACUGGACGGAUUCUUCAGCUCCCUGCGCCACGAGCUGAUGAUGCAGGAGAGGAACGUCUCCAUCACGCUGUGCAUCCUGGGCCUCAUCGACACGGCCACGGCGCUGGAAAAGACCCGGGGCAAAGUCUUCAUCACUGCUUCCCCUGCGCCAGAAGCGGCGCUCGCCAUCAUUCGCGGCGCUGCCGCCCGCCUGCCGGAGCUCUUCUACCCGUGGUGGCUGCGGCACGUGCACGGCCUCUGGGUGCUGCUGCCCAGCCCCCGCGUGCUGCAGAGCUUCUACAACCACAGCGCUUCGAACCACGGCAGCCCCUGACGGCGCGGGGAUCCGCGUGCGGUGAUCGCCCCCCCAUCUUCCUCCAGACCCCGCAGCCGCCCCCCUCGCUCCGCCCCAUAGGCUCGGUUGUGUCUCGCGUUCUCCGCCCGGGGCCGGGCCUGCAAGGAGCGAAGCCGGCUGCCCUCAGCCGCUGCC